AUGGCGAGAAACGAGGAGAAGCAGCAAGGGAAACUGAACAGACUGUGGCUGCAGAAGGAGAGAGAGGAGGGACGACUCCGGGAUGCUCACGACCGCAGACCCAAGCUGUCCACUCUCAACUCAGCCUCGUCUGUGACCAAGUGGAUCCCCAGCAUCAAGAAGGAAAUAGAGUAUUAUCUGCAACAGUCCCAGCUGUCUCACUACCCGGAGAGGAAGAUAGCUGAGUUCCAGCUGUGCAUCGAGGCUCUGGAGAAAGAGUACAAGAGGUUCAUCACCAAGCUGCGAGCGCUCGACCCUUCGUGCAAACACAAGCCGUGGACGCCUCGAGGCUACUGCAAGAGGAGAGCAGAGCCACGGGACCCUCCGGGGACAGUGAAAAACCCUCAGCGCAAUGAGUCACAUGAGGACAGCCGUCAGUGGAGUGGAGCUGAACCUGACUUGGUUAGCAGCCGGACAGGAUGUCACCAAACCUCAGCCACCGAGAGGGAGAGACCUCUCAGAUAUUCAGAGGCCAGACGUCAAACCCCUGUCCCCACCAAGCCGAGGUCAGAAACCUCAGAGACAGUCUGCGCAGACCAGGACCAGCCGCUCUCCUUCGACCGCACACGGCUGGCAAUGGCCACCGCUGCAUUCAGAGGACCGUCGGCUCAGCUCAGCUCGUCUCCAACACAGAGUCUAGCCAGGGUGCUGCAGUCAGGCCUGCCAAACCUCAGCAAUUCCCUGUCAGGUCAAACAUUUUCAGCACAGAACAGAGACAAAGAGAGAGAUGUCGGGACAACUGAGGGUUUGGUUUUCAGACUGAAAGGUGGCGUCCAAGGACAUAAGUCAGAGUGUGAAGCAGCAGAGAGGAAACCUGAGAAAACAGAGGAGAGCACUGGUCACCUCCUGGGAUUAGACUGUUACUCUUCCUCUGAUGGGGAGUGUGACACGUGAUAUUGUAGA
Messenger RNA from Limanda limanda (common dab), 942 nucleotides. RefSeq lists its product as uncharacterized. Gene Ontology annotation, biological process: generation of catalytic spliceosome for second transesterification step. The transcript has 5 exons. The record is from RefSeq and is a predicted model, not a curated record. The coding region runs from base 1 to 933 and encodes 310 amino acids. Lineage: Eukaryota; Metazoa; Chordata; Actinopteri; Pleuronectiformes; Pleuronectidae.